ACAGUCAAAGGAGCGGAGCGAUGGGUACCUUAAAGAGCCUGCAGUUACUUUUAAGUUGGCAAAAAGUGUGUUCCUUUCAUAGUGAUUGCAUUUGGGGUGACUCUGCUUUAAGGCUCUCUCUCUCUCUCUCUCUCACACACACACAUUCGCACACACACUUCUUAAGAUGCCCAUCCAAGAUGACUAACUUGGGUUGGUUGACACACUUUUAAUCACUUUUUUAAAAUGAGAAUUUGCUUUGUUCAACAAAUGCAGGAAGAUAGGCAGAAGUGACUGGCAGAAUCCGAGACCAGGGAGAAGAGUCGAUGGAAGAAGAUUGGAAGAAAUUUAAAGACUAUCUACAGAAAUAUUGUAAAAUUAAUGAAUGAUAGAAUGAUGUUGGAUAGCAAUUAAGGGGUUUCCAGCUGUAAUGCUCUAAGAGAAUAUGAAAAAAGGGUUAUAAAUGGGUUAAAAUCUAAUGGUAAGGAUUUGCUGAACCAAUAAAUUGAAGUGGAAUACAAAAAAGGGAGGUAUGAGGAGGUCCGGGAAAUAAGCUAAAGGAAAAUAAGUAAUAGAAAAUAUGAGUGUUUUUAACUGUUUUUAUUUUGUUUUUGUUUUUUUCUUUUCUUUUUCAUUUUUACUGUAAUAUUUCAAAAAAUCUUAAUAAAUAUUUUAUUAAAAAAAAAAAAACAAAUGCAGGAAGAUACCCCCUCUUCUAUCUUCUUCUUAUUUUUCUUUGGUGAUCACUCGUAGCCAAGUAAGAUUGUCUUCCAUGAACACAGUCUUAAUGGUGUGUCCGUAAGUGACUGUGGAGGCCAGUUAUGGACCCACACGUCCUUCCACAGUGGGGACAUAGGUUUCCGGGCAGGAGUUGAUCAUGGUGAGAAUUUGCCUUCCUCUUAGCGUGUUUCUCCCUGUCGUUCUGAGUUUGAGCGUCUUCAAAGUCCAUGACACCUUUGGUAAAGGCUGUUCUCCAAUUGGAGCACUCGCAGGCCAGUGUUUCCCAACUGUUGGUUUUAUACUACAUUUUUAAAGACUUGCCUUGAGAGAAUCUUUAAACCUCUUUUGUUGACCACCAGAAUUACACUUUCCAUUUUUAAGUUCGGAAUAGAGUAGUUGCUUUGGAAGAUGAUAGUAAGGCAUCUGAACAACAUGACCAGUCCUACAAAAUUGAUGUUGAAGAAUCAUUGCUUCAACACUGGGGAUCUUUGCUUCUUCCAGUACACUGGCAUUAGUUCACCUGUCUUCCCAAGUGAUGUGUAAAAUUUUACGGAGACACCGUUGAUGUAAUCUUUUGAGAAGUUCGGAGAUGAAGUUUAUGUGGUCCAUGUUUCACAAGCGUACAGUAAAGUUAGUAGUAUAAUAGCUUUGUAAACAAGCAUUUUGGUUUCUCUGCGAAUGUCCCGGUCCUCAAACACUCUGUUUCAAUCAGGAGAAAGCUGCACUCACAGGGCUCAGGCGAUGCUGGAUUUCAGCAUCAAUGUCGGCCCUCCCUUGUGGAAAGGUAGGAGAAGUGAUCAACACUUUCCAACGUUACACCAUUGAGAGGGAUUUAUGGUGCUGCAGAGGGGUUGUUUUGUGCUUGUUGGUGAAGUAUUUGGUUUUUUUGGAUUUUGAGUGAUAGGCCAAGUUUUCCACAAGCUUCUGUGAAGAUAUUUAGGAUGGUUUGAAGGUCGUCCUUGCCAGUGGUGGGUGGGGCCACAGGUACAAGUGAGUGGAACAAUUCACGUGAAUUUUACCUUUGGUCAGCAGGCUUGUUUCUGCACUAAAUAAUAAUUGCUUAUUCAAUUGUAUUCUACUUUCUUUGCCUUCUUGCUGUUGGAUGCUGUGAGCACCAUCUAGAGGAGCAACUGAAAACAAGCUCAACAAAUAAAGAAUAAAACUGUUUCUGCCUGGUUUCGAACCAGGGACCUUUCGCGUGUGAGGCAAACGUGAUAACCACUACACUACAGAAACUGUGCUGUGCCUUGGUUCCCACCCUCCAGUUGAAGACUAGCCUUUCCUGUGUCAAUCCACCGAACUUUGAGCAGAAAAGCCCACAUUCGCAAGGUCUUCAGCUCCCAGGAGCCAAGGAGGAAGCCAAACAAAAGUGUUGCCUGCUGCACCUGCACCACUGAUAGUACAGGAUGCUGAGCAAUCAAGGAGAAAGAGCAACAUGAGGGAAGGGAGGAGAUUAAAAAACAAAAAUGCUGGGAAAGAAAGAGAAACUGAAACAACAACAGAGUAGAUUCCCAAUCCCUAGACUCAAACUGGUCCCCUGAGACAUCACCAUUUCCCAGGGUGGAUAAAAAUGAAUUUUUAUAUGUGUGUGUGUGUAUAAUAUAUAUUAAUAUAAUAUAAUAUAAUAUAAUAUAAAUAUUUAAAAUCACCUUGGGUUACAGACGCUUCAGGUUACAUAUGCUUCAGGUUACAGACUCCGCUAACCCAGAAAUAGUGCUUCAGGUUAAGAACUUUGCUUCAGGAUGAAAACAGAAAUCGGGCUCCGGCGGCACAGCCGCAGCAGGAGGCCCCAUGGUGCUUCAGGUUAAGAACAGUUUCAGGUUAAGAACGGACCUCCGGAACGAAUUAAGUACUUAACCCAAGGUACCACUGUAUAUAUAUAUAUAUAUAUAUAUAUAUAGGAUUUCUUUUAUUUAAAUCGGAUUUCCUUGAUCUAAAUUGGAUUUUUAAAAUGAAAUGCUUUUGGAGGAAAAAUCAUUCUAAAGAUAGUUUUCCAUUUCAACAGGAAAUAAGGAUUUCUUUUAAGUUUUUCAUAUGAGCUUAAACUCAAUCUAAGCUUUUUUAAAAAAAAGUUUAAUCACAUCAGUUAACAAACAUUGAUGCAUAUGCUGUAAUGUUAUUGCUUUAGUUAAAUAAAUGGUUUAAAUUGUUAUUAAGGAAAUUAUUAUUUUUCUCCUUUCAAUAGAGUACAGCAGAAAAGUUGUUCAAAUAUAAACAGUUAACUUAUUAAACCUCACAAUAAUUUCAUAAUUGUCUAUGUAUUUCUAAUAGUACAACCAAAUCAGUAAUUUUUGAUAUAACUGUAAAAACUACUCCGAAAAUUUAUUAUUCCAGAAACAAAACCUUCAUCUGGUUGUAAAUAUUAAGAUUAUACCAGCAAGAAUGAGUUCUUUUGUAAAAAAAAAGAAGAAGAUUUAAAUCAAGUCUUACUGACUAGUGAUUUAAAUUGUGAGUUUUUCCUAUUAGGGACAGUGUCCUAGAAGGCUUACUGAUGUAUGAACGGCAAAAUGAAAUGUGUGUUAGGAGGGAGUUUUUUAGCACACAAAACUGGGUGCACAUUAAGAAGUUAAAACUGAAAACCAGGUAUGGGAGGGGAUUCCGCUGAGCCCACACUUAAAGAUGAAUCUGCCUCAUUUGCCCUUUGUGCUCAAGAAGCAGACUGAAUCACAGCCACCCAUCAACAUUUGCAAUUCUCUGGAUUUUCCAGUGCAGUUCUCCAGCCAAGUAAUAAGUGCAGCAGUUAAUCAAAUUAUAUAAAAUUACUUUAUAAAAUGUGUAUAUUGGAUGGGAAAUGCACACUAUAUUGCUGAUGAAUGUGGAAAUGUGAAUAACUGAAUUUAAGAUUGAAAAAUUAAAAACUGAGAAAACCAAAACUGACUGAUUCAGCCAUUCCUACCCAAAACUUUGGUGUGUGCCAGGCAGACUGACAUCAGAGAGCCAGGCGUAUCCAUUCCAGGGUUUGAAGGGUCUUUCUAGUGUGGUCUGUGGUGUGCAAUGAUUUGUGUCCUCUUUUUCCCUAUAGGAUGUGAGAAGCACCUUGCAGAGGUAAGUGGCUCUUGCUCAUUUCCAUUAGCAUCACUCUGUGAGGUCAGAAAAGGUCCAGGACCCCAGGACCCUUUGCCCUUUGUGCUCAAGAAGCAGACUGAAGAAGCAGACCCGUCAGGGGUCUGCCUUAGGAGAGGCUGUAAGGCUCCACACCCUACAGCAUUUGAUAGGUAAGCAUCAGAUCUCUCUCUUGCUUUGUAGGACCCUUAAGGGCUGUCGCAUGGAAGGUGGAGCCAGCUUGUUUUCUCCUCCUCCACAGAGUAGGAUUUAAACCAAUGGAUACAUGUUGUAAGGAAUAAGAUUCCAACUCAACAUCAGAAAGAGCUUUCUGACAGUGGAAGGACUCCCUCUGGAAGUCAUGGGCUGUCCUUCACUGGAGGUUUUAAAGCAGAGGUUGGAUGGCCACUUGUCAUGGAUAAUUUAGUUGAGAUUCCUGAAUUGCAGGGAGUUUGACUAAAUGACGCUCAAAGUCAGAUUCCGCUGUAUGAUUCUAUGAACGGACUAACAUUCUUUUUCUUUUCACCAGGUAUGAGAAACGAGAGAGAUUGGAGAAGACACUGGAUUUCCCUCCAGAGCUGAAGAAAAGGAUCUCGGAUUUCUGUGAUAUAAGCCCUCUCUUGGAACGUGUUAGGAAGCAAUUCAAAGGUAAUGAAAAAUGGCUGUAAGGAUUUUAUGCGGGACGUUAUAAUUAGUCCAGAACUGAGCAUUGCAUUGUGUUUUGUUUUGUUCCUGCUGCAGACAGGGGUAUCCCCCAUGAUGCUUGCCUUCCUGUUGCUGCAGCCAUCAUUUAAUUUCCCCCAGGAUGCCCCAUAAACAUUGUCACUCUGGUGCAUGGGGGGUCGGAGGAGAGAAAUGGUGGCAUCCGCAAAGAGAGGAUGAACCAAAGUGCAUAGCAAGACCACAAUUUUCUGCCUAAUGUGUAUCUGUUUACAAUUAUGCAGAACUUCCUUUUUCAUUUUGUCACCCAUCUCCCCAAUCUGGGGUGGCCCUUUUGGAGGAUCUCAAACUCUGAUGGACAGUAAAAUAGGGCAUUUUUAAACACCCUGUUCCGCUCUUUGCCUCGUCCUCAGGCUUGGAUCCCAGCAGUAGAACAAAGGCCUGAUCCAUCUCCUGGUGGGUCUGCUCUAACGCUCUCCCCAACUCUAACCAUUUUUUUCUUCAUUUUUUUUAAUUGCUUUUCAUCAUUUAUCUCAAAAAUAACAUAACAAAAUACACAACAAAGAGAGGGGGGAAACACACCACACUACAAUAGACAAUAAACACACAAGAGGAAAAAAAGGGGGGGGAAAUAUUAUCUCUUCAAAUAUCCAACUUUCAUCACAUUGAUGACUGACUUCCUCAGAUCCCCUUUAACUGAAUUUCAUUAUAUCUCCUUUAUAACAGUUCUCCAAGUUCAUCAACUUGAGGGCACAAAGGGUCCGUAGCUGUUCUCUUAAUUCUCAUUCCCCAAACCUCUGAAGCCUUGAAUGCCCAAUUUUACACAGGGAGUGUCAGAGGAGGGGAAUUUCUCUCCUCUCCUCUCCUGCUCUCUCUCACUCCCCUUCAUUCUGAUGAAGGAGAGGAAUGUCCAAAUCCUGGAUGCGAUAUCUGAGAGGGAAUCUGGUUCUUGGGGUGUUUCUUGGAUCACAAUGUCAGUCUCUGACUCUGCAUAUUCUUCUCUCUCCCUCAUCUUCUCCCCAACAGCAAAUGUCACUCUGGAUCCAGACACAGCCCAUCCCAAACUCAUCCUGUCAGAGGAUGGGAAAAGCGUGAGAUGGGGAGAAAAACCUCAAGCCCUGCCUGAUAAUCCUGAGAGAUUCAGGCGCUACUCUUGUGUGUUGGGACGUGAGGGAUUCACAACAGGCAGCCAUUUCUGGGAAGUCACUGUGAAAAGUGGGGAAUAUUGGGCUUUGGGGGUCGCCAGGAAGUCUGUGGAGAGAAAGGGCAGCUUCUCCUUAAGCUUUCUCGACUUCUGUCCUUGUCCUGAGGGAGGAAUCUGGGCUGUGGGGAAGUCGGGAGGGAAGUACUGGGCCUACUCAUCCCCUUUUCCCUCUCCUCUGUCCCUGAGUGAGGAGCCCAGGAGGAUCCGGGUGACUCUGGACUGUGAAGGGGGACACGUGUCUUUUUAUGCUGCUGACUCAGGAGCCGAACUCUACACGUUCUCAGGAGCCUCGUUCUCUGGAGAGACCCUCCUCCCUUUCUUUCUUCUGUGGGAAAAUUAUAAAAUCUGGGAUCUCCUGAGGAGGAUCUCCUGAGGAGACUAAAUCUGCCUCUCAGGCCCAGCAGGAGUUUCUUUCCAGACCGGAAUGACAAGUAUAAAAACCAACAUUUACCUCACAAUAGCAUUUUUUGGGUUGCCCUUUGAGAGGAUUCAUUCCAGUAAUGAUCUGCAGAAGCAGCAAAACAGACAAAAAUUGUAGACUCCCCUCCCCCGCCAUUCCCUUGGCAGCAGACAGUAACACUAUAAGAGUUCCAAUAAAUAAUACCUCAAUAGGAAUUCACUGAAUUUAUCUUCAAACAGGCCUUUGGCUGAUUGUUUUCCAAUGCCCUUUUAAAUGUGUUGUGGGAGUGUGGAUUAUUGGUUUGUUUUCGUUCGUUAAAUGUUUUGUAAUGCGGGUGGCAUUUCACUGAGCCUCUUGGGCUUGCCGAUCAGAAGGUCGGCAGUUCGAAUCUUCUUCUUCUUCUUCUUCUUCUUCUUCUUCUAAAAUAAUAGUUUUUAUUUGGUUUUACAAGUAUAAAGUUAUAACAUUAUCAAAUACACUCAAAUUUAGAUUUCCCUGAAUCUCAAGACUUCCCACCAUCCCCUCCAUGGGUCCUAUUGUCAUCAUUUUCAGCUGCAUAUUAUUUCAUCAUCUAUAUUUUAAGUCUAUCCAAGUUAUCCAAUGUAUUUGUUACAUUACAAG
Messenger RNA from Podarcis lilfordi (Lilford's wall lizard), 6626 nucleotides. The record is from the annotation of a GenBank genome assembly. Lineage: Eukaryota; Metazoa; Chordata; Lepidosauria; Squamata; Lacertidae.